AUGCCCGGAGCAGUUCUCUCAGCGCAGUCGCUCUACAUUGGGAUGGAGGUGCUGAUUGCAGUCGCGUCUGUAAUGGGAAACGUGAUGGUGGUUUGGGCGGUUAAAAUUAACAAAUCGUUGCGAGAUAACACGUUUUGCUUCAUCGUGUCACUGGCUCUGGCGGAUAUCGCAGUGGGAGCCCUGGUCAUUCCUUUGGCGAUUACUAUCAGCAUCGGACUCCAAACUCACUUUUACAGCUGCCUGCUCGUCGCGUGCACGGUGCUGGUACUGACGCAAAGUUCAAUCCUGGCCCUACUGGCUAUUGCAAUUGACCGCUAUCUCAGGGUCAAGAUCCCGACCAGGUACAAGCGGGUGGUGACCCCUCGGCGUGCGGGGCUGGCAGUGGUGAUAUGCUGGACGGUGGCCUUCAUCGUGGGGUUAACCCCCAUGUUAGGCUGGAACAACCUGAAGCGCCUCCAGCAGAACGGCUCCAUCAGCUCUGACCUUAUUAUCACCUGCCAAUUUGAAAAUGUCAUCAGCAUGGACUACAUGGUCUAUUUCAACUUUUUCGGUUGGGUGCUGCCGCCACUGCUUCUUAUGCUGGUCAUCUAUGCAGAGAUCUUCUACGUGAUCCACAAGCAACUCAACAAUAAGAAGUUCACCACCAGUCACACAGACCCCAACAGGUACUAUGACAAGGAGCUGAAUCUUGCAAAAUCGCUGGCUCUGGUUCUUUUCCUCUUCGCGGUCAGCUGGCUCCCCCUCCACAUCAUCAACUGCAUCACACUUUUCUGCCCUGAGUGCAAGAAGCCUAUAGUCCUCAUCUACAUCGCCAUCCUGCUCACCCAUGGCAACUCUGCUGUCAACCCAAUUAUCUACGCUUUCCGUAUUAAGAAGUUCCGCACGGCCUUCAAGAAAAUCUGGCAGCAGUAUUUCUGCUGCAAGGACACACCAGCUCUGGAAAUUCAGCCAAGCGACAGAAAAGAGAUGCCCAAUGCGGAGCCAGCGACACCACCACAGCCCCCUCAGAAGGAAAGCCUAAAAUAUGAUCCACCACAACAGCAGCCGCCUCCACCUGAACAGCAGCAGGACCAGAGGACCGAACCACCUCAACAACCUAAAGAGCAUCCGCCUUUACUGGAGCAGAACACAGUCUAA
This is a messenger RNA of Anoplopoma fimbria (sablefish), 1137 nucleotides long. RefSeq names its product adenosine A1 receptor b (gene adora1b). Gene Ontology annotation, cellular component: synapse; dendrite; membrane. The record is from RefSeq and is a predicted model, not a curated record. Gene Ontology annotation, molecular function: G protein-coupled adenosine receptor activity. Gene Ontology annotation, biological process: G protein-coupled adenosine receptor signaling pathway. The transcript is spliced from 2 exons. NCBI's taxonomy places the organism in Eukaryota, Metazoa, Chordata, Actinopteri, Perciformes, Anoplopomatidae. The coding region runs from base 1 to 1137 and encodes 378 amino acids.